UUGGCUAUUAAUAACGAGUUGUGAGCUACAUGUAAGCUAAUAUAGAGUUUGAGCCACUACUACAUUUUGUGGUACACACAUUUCGGUUAGGAAUAUGUCCAAUUGAGUUACGUAAACGAUGAAGACCUGCUCUUGCACAGGCUUAUAUUUUGACAGUGUGAUGUCUGUUAGCGGUACUGGCCAAUGAUUGCAGACUUUUAGUGGCGUACACCCGCCCAUUUCUGCGAUUACAACAAAUCAGACUUUGGACAGCCUUGAAAACAAGCCAAUCGGACUAGUUAAAUCCACAACAAGUGCCCUUUGAGAUACCGGAAGAAAGCCAUUCCUUCGGUGUUUUGGAUUUGCAUGGAUAUUUGACAAGGCAAUGUUGUGUAUUAGCAACUUAGGAAAACUUUUGGUAUGCUUUAUUUCGAAGAAGUGUAUUAUUGAUAACUGAUGUGGUUGUACGGAGUCGUUUGUGUUAAGCUACUGCUGCUUUUUAGAAUGUGCUAGCCAUCUUUGUUUAGUAAAACUAACUGCAACAUACUAGUAACUAUACGAUAUUAUUUUGUACGUGUACUGUAUUGUAAGACCACUGAAGGUCAUGCAGUCUGUUGAGAAGACGUGCUGUAUUAUAUCAGUGCAUAACUCAGAUACUGGUAAGCGUUUGAGUUGCAGCGGUACCAUAAUAAGUCGGGCAGGGAUAGUGCUUUGCAGUGGGGUCCUGUUUCGGUUCCUGGAGAAGAAAGAUGUUUUUUCAUCUAAUAAGAACUUUAUUUUGCCAUGCAGCACUAGUCAUAAUCUUGACAUACGCGUGGAAUACCAUGAACCAAAUGUGGAAAUAAAUGAAUGCUCUGGUGAGCCUUGUGUCAGAGAGAGAACCGUAGCAAGCCAUAAUGCUGAACUUUUGAUGUUGGUCAAUUGUCCAGAGUUUCGCUCAGCGUUCCGGCAUUUAUUUAGAGAGCCCGACAAAUGGAGCUUAAUAGAAGGCGAAGACUCCGAAGUCAGAAGCCUCGACGUGUUGUCUUGGUUUGCUGUACUAACAGUGCCACACUGGAAUCGCGGCAACAUUGUUCCGCAUAUUAGAAGUGAUUAUUUGAAGAAAGGAUGCACGGUCAUAGCCUGUGGUUCUCCAUUCGGCUCUGUAUGCCCUGACCUCUUCAUGAGCACUCUGAGCCAAGGCAUUGUGAGUAACCUCUACGGAGAGGACAAUGUGGUCAUCCUCACGGAUGCGAGGUGUUUACCUGGUACCGAAGGCGGGGGACUUUUUGUGAAAGAGGAAAGACAUGUUUACCUCGUUGGCGUCAUUGUGGCUCCUCUUUGCUGGAAGUCCAGCGACUGGAUUGGGUUGAGUCUUGUAUGUUCUCUUCAUGUCAUACUCAGAAAUAUACGGCAGUCGGCUAUCUGCAACCAUGCGCUCCAGAAAGUUGUUGGAAAUAUUUCCAAUAAUGAACAUGAACAUGGACUACUGCUAUCUGACGGUCUGGCCAGCCAUCCAACAGUGGCACUGGUUGAGAGUGGCCAUUUGUGGGGUUCAGGGAUACUUUACAAACAUCGUUUGAUUUUGACAUGCAGGCACGUGGUGGAUGGAAAAUCAGUGGUUACAGUGAAAUUUUAUGGGAGUGGAAGAUUUCAUACUAUGACUGGCGACGUGCUGUUCUCCACUAAAGCAUCAUCUCCCUAUGAUAUUGCUGUGGUUCAGCUCAGAAAUGACCCCCCAUGUGAAUCGGUUCCACAGUUUGCCUCUUUUUUCAAACCAGGUGAAGAUCUUGUCGUCAUUGGUUACGGUGCUUUUGGUGGGAGCUGUGGGCCGUCCGUGACCUCGGGGAUCCUCUCCAGGGUGGCUACCCAUCAGUCCCAGCCUGUGAUGCUCCAGACCACAUGUGCAGUGCAGGCCGGAGCCAGUGGUGGAGCCGUGGUGCGUGCCGACACAGGAGAGCUCCUUGGUCUUGUGUCCAGCAACACGCGUGACUUUGCAGCCGAAGUGACGUAUCCACAUCUAAAUUUCAGCAUUCCAGGGACUGUGCUGGAGCCCCUGCUAAAGUGCUUUGCUGUGACGGGAGAUGCAGAAGUGUUCGAGGAGCUCAACAGAGUGGAGGAGGGAGUCAGGACUGUGUGGAGACUGCAAAACACACAGAGCAGACUGUGACAUCACAAUGCCUUUCUCAAAUCCAUGUGCCUUAAUAGUGACUCUGACAAUUGUCUGUGCAACACAAUUGUUUGGAGAUUAUGAGGACAUCCUCUAAUCUCUAAUAACUAUUGGGGUUCACCUUUGACCUUUUAAAGCAGUGUUCUUUGUGUAGCCAGUGACAGAAAGGACCGGUAUGAAUGAAAUACGAAUGGCGCACCGUUGAUUUAUCAUCCAUACAUUAUUCCUAAUAUCAUGUAAGCAAUCGCGGCACCUUUUGUGAUGAUGUCCAGUGUGUACAGACAUACAAUGACACACCAAGCCAUGGCUCCUCUACUCUUUUAUUAUCAAAUACAGCAGACUUUGUAUGUGACACGGUUACAUAGAAUUUCAAAGUUUCCAGUCGUUUCUAGAGCUGCAAUGGAACCAACAUGGGCUGGGGAUGAGUAUCGACACAAUGACCACUAGACCACCUAAGAAAGACAUGAUUUGCAUAAUCACACCGUAAACUAUGACAUGCUGUCUUCAUCGACCCAUCUCUGAGUACCAGACCUCCCCAUACUUUAGAUAACAUGCAAAGAACGCACAGCUCUGGAAAAACAAAACAUGAUGGUUGUACCUAAGAGAUGCAAGAAUUCAUGCAUAGGAAUACAUUAAUUAAUACCACAUUUUGUUGGAGGGGAUUGUGUAAAUGUGAGGCCAUUCUGUGACUGUUUCCCUAAAGCCUUCAGAAGACUAGACCAUUUUGCAGAUCUCUUUGUUCUAAUUUAGUCAAGCCUGGUCAUCUUGUGUAGAAUAUGACUCAUGUGAAUAAUCAUUUUAACAAGUCUGAUCAAGUGAAUUUGGUCAUUCCUUCAUACCAAAUGGUUGUGGAAGAUACAGUAUGCCUUUUAUAUUUAUGCAGGCCAGCCCCAAAACCACAAUCGCUUCUUCCUGAGACAUGUACUGUUGUAUCAGGUUCCAUUCAAUGUUUUGUAAUUGUCCUUUGUAAAGUCAAUCAGAUUCUGUAAUUACAGGGCUUGUUUUUAUUGGUCUUAUGGGCAAAAGUAUUUGAUGAAGAGAAUUAUUGUUCAUCACACUUGACAUUCAUUCAUAGUCAGCAUUUUAAAUGGUUACACCAUGAUUACGCCACAAAACAAUCAAAUGCUCAACCUGACCAAAUUGUUUUGUCAAUUGUUUUACAAUUUUUUUGUUGUGGGUCGUGUAACCAAAUAGUAUAUUCUGACAAAUAGAAAGAAUUGGUCCCUUUUGGUUUCUAAGAUGAAAUAUUAUCAGGUUGUAUUCUCAGAAAUAAUUGUUUUUCACAGCUGACGGUGAACCAUUAGCACAACUUUGCAAAGACUCUAAUGUAUAUAUUUCAUCUCAAUGCAAAGCAGCAUUACGACAUGCUGUUAACCAAAGAAAUAUGAAACUGAGACACACAGAUAGUCUUCUGUCUAGCCAAAAGGAAAUAAUAGCCCAGACUAAAGUAGAUAACCUUAAGAGGCACAGACUUUAGUGUCAAUAUGAUUCAGUAGGUUUCAGUAGGAUCUUAAAUCAAAUGUCUUGAGAUUUUGCAGGUAUUGUGUGUCUGGCACACCAUGUUGUUUAGAGUACAGAGUAUGGAGUAUUGUAUAGACUUGUGUAUAACCUACAUGAGACAUAUAACUAGUAUUAUUUCAGAGGAGGCCAACCUGUCAGCGCUGUUGGAUGUAACUUACUUCAGAAAAUGGCAAGAGAAUAUCUGCUGACAUAUCUGGUUUAAAAAUCAACAGUAACAUAGAGGUCCACGCUGAUGUUCGGCUCUUUCUCGUGGGGCAUAAUGGCAAUCCACUUUUGGUACACCAAAUGUGACGGAGGCCUUGCAUGGAAAUAGUUCUGAAGGUCUGAGAACCAAUCUGUAUUUAAGGAUAUUAUAAACAGGAGAUGUAUAAAGUGAAGGUGUGAGAACCAAUCUGAUUUAAGGAUAUUAUAAACAGGAGAUGUAUAAAGUGAAGGUGUGAGAACCAAUCUGUAUUUAAGGACAUUAUAAACAGGAGAUGUAUAAAGUGAAGGUGUGAGAACCAAUCUGUAUUUAAGGAUAUUAUAAACAGGAGAUGUAUAAA
Messenger RNA from Clupea harengus (Atlantic herring), 4191 nucleotides. RefSeq names its product trypsin like peroxisomal matrix peptidase 1 (gene tysnd1). Gene Ontology annotation, cellular component: peroxisome. NCBI's taxonomy places the organism in Eukaryota, Metazoa, Chordata, Actinopteri, Clupeiformes, Clupeidae. Gene Ontology annotation, biological process: regulation of fatty acid beta-oxidation; protein processing. Gene Ontology annotation, molecular function: serine-type endopeptidase activity. The record is from RefSeq and is a predicted model, not a curated record.